AUGUCUCUGGUCAACCUCGCCCACGUCUGCUCACACAUGCAGAACGCCUCCCUCGCCCGCCUAGGUCUCACAUCAAUCCCCUUAUCACGCAUGCACCUCUCCCUCUCUCUUUUGCUCCAAAAGCAAGGUUUCCUCAGCACCGUGACCCUCGGCGGUCCCACACCACCCGCAAAACUACUCCCUCCCACCCACGCCGACGAAUCCACAAAAUCAAUCCUUGAAGAGGUCGAAGAGGUCACACAGCAGAACCGCGCUUCCAGAAGGCUAUGGCUGGGCAUGAAGUACUGGGACGGCGAGCCCGUCUUGCGCAAGAUGAAGUUGUUGUCAAAGCCUACGAAGCGCAUUUGGCUGAGCAGCAAUGAGUUGGGCGAGAUUGUGAGAGGCAAGGAUUGCAAGUUUGUUAGGGGGUUGAGACAAGUCGGCGAGUGCAUUUUCGUUAGCACUGAUAAGGGAAUCAUGGAGGCAAGAGAGUGUGUCGAGAGAAAGAUUGGUGGUCAGGUCCUUUGCCGCGUUUGGUAA
Aureobasidium musti is the source of this 519-nucleotide messenger RNA. Lineage: Eukaryota; Fungi; Ascomycota; Dothideomycetes; Dothideales; Saccotheciaceae. The record is from the annotation of a GenBank genome assembly.